Messenger RNA from Ceratina calcarata, 1676 nucleotides. It is a transcript of the gene TfIIS, whose product is annotated as RNA polymerase II elongation factor. The record is from RefSeq and is a predicted model, not a curated record. Gene Ontology annotation, molecular function: zinc ion binding; nucleic acid binding. Gene Ontology annotation, biological process: transcription elongation by RNA polymerase II; DNA-templated transcription. Gene Ontology annotation, cellular component: nucleus. NCBI's taxonomy places the organism in Eukaryota, Metazoa, Arthropoda, Insecta, Hymenoptera, Apidae. The coding region runs from base 142 to 1083 and encodes 313 amino acids. The transcript has 5 exons.
CGAUGUCGAGCAGAAGACAUGUGUGAUUCGAACCGUCCCUCGCGUUUUCCAUUUCGCUUUACCCGCCGAAGGUGUCAGCACGAUCAGCCCCGAGACGAGUGGUGGUGACCAACCAGCUUCGCACCGGUGCCCGUAUCCACGAUGAGCGCCGAGGAAGAGGUGUUGCGGAUCCAGAAAAAGUUGAACAAAAUGUCGAGCGGUGACGGAACGGGACAGGAACAGGCAUUGGAACUGCUCAAAGUAUUGCAAAAGUUGCCGGUCGAUUUGGAACUUCUGACCAAGACACGUAUCGGUAUGACGGUGAACGCGUUAAGGAAGUCCAGUAGAGACGAAGAAGUGAUAUCGCUGUCCAAGACUCUGAUAAAAAAUUGGAAGAAAUUCCUGUCUGGAUCGAACAAAGAGAAGGAUUCCACUUCUUCGAGCGGUUCAAAGAAGAAGGACGACAAGUCGGAAAAGAACAACAAAGAUGACGGGGACCAGAAGAAGGACAAAGAUAAUGCGGACGGGAACGACGCGAAAGUGAAGGAAGAGAAGGCUCACAAAGAUAUGCAAAGAAAACAAUCGACGUUUCCCGCUCCGACCACCACCGAUGCCGUCAGGCUAAAGUGUAGGGAACUUUUGGCAGCAGCUUUAAGAGUGGACGGUAGCACAAUCGAGGGUUGCGCGUCCCCCGAAGAACUGGCCGAGGAACUGGAGGAAGCUAUUUAUGCAGAAUUUAAGAACACCGACAACAGAUACAAGAACAGAGUACGAAGCAGGGUCGCUAAUCUUCGUGACGCGAAGAAUCCGAAUCUUCGAACCAAUUUUAUCGCUGGCGCCAUCACACCCGCCAGGCUGGCCGUUAUGACAGCGGAGGAGAUGGCGAGCGACGAGAUAAAACAAUUGCGGGAACAGUUCAAGAAGGAGGCGAUCAACGAUGCUCAACUUGCCGUGGUCCAAGGGACCAAGACCGACUUAUUGAAAUGCGGUAAAUGCAAAAAACGUAACUGCACCUACAAUCAAGUGCAAACGCGUUCCGCCGACGAACCUAUGACUACUUUUGUGCUGUGCAACGAAUGCGGGAACCGAUGGAAAUUCUGUUAAAUAUCGUCGAAAUCCAGGCGUCCAUCGUCCUUUCUGAUCGCGCGAUCGCGAGGGUGAAAAUCUGUUUGGUUCGAGAUCCAUUCUAUCGAAUCGUAAUUCACUCGAUCCGAUCGAGCUCGAGCGCAGCGUUUUUCAUUCGCAGAGAGCCGUGCGCCGAUUAUUUCGUCUUCGCUCAAUCGACCUUUCCAUCUUUCAUUCUCUCUCGAAUUUUCUUCUAUCUCUGUCCUCCUAUUCUCGUUCUAUUGUACAUAACGACACUCUAAUCUUGCCCGGCGAUCACGCGUGAAAUUCGACUAAAAUCAACGAUGCUUUUAUCCUUAUUGUUCGUUUGCGACUCGUACGAAUAGAAUCUCGUGUGUUCAUUUCGAAUCGCGCUAGGAUGGGAUAGGAUCGCGUAAAAAAUUCAACCUGUACGAUUCAACACACCGAGGAGAGAAGAGUUCUUCGAGAGGAGAGGAGAGACUCUUCUCACCUCGCCUCGCCUCGCCUCCGCACUCGCGCACAUUCUGACAAGUUUGCAUAAUACACGUUACGUGUGAACGAUUAAACAUUGUGAAUACAGCUCUGAAAUACAUGUAUGUAAUUAGAGUGUA